Salvelinus fontinalis (brook trout) is the source of this 7662-nucleotide messenger RNA. Its product is annotated as E3 ubiquitin-protein ligase TRIM36-like. NCBI's taxonomy places the organism in Eukaryota, Metazoa, Chordata, Actinopteri, Salmoniformes, Salmonidae. Gene Ontology annotation, molecular function: zinc ion binding; protein binding. Bases 3020 to 5290 code for a protein of 756 amino acids. The record is from RefSeq and is a predicted model, not a curated record. The transcript has 11 exons.
GAACGUCAGAUAUGAUUUAUGUUAAUGCCAGAUCUGUAGCCUGUUGGAGCAACGCUGGCGUGUUCGGUAUUGCUUCGGCUAGAUCUAGGUGUGUAGUCUAGGUAGAGGAAGGAUGCUCAAGGUUUUGUGCCGUCCUUGGAACAGGGUUAGGGAUGUAAAGAUAAAAUGUGCAUGAAAUAUGAGGAUUUGUAGAUGGCUCUUGUAAUUUAUUUUAUUCUAUAUCUAUCCAUCUUAUCUGUAUGCUAUCUGAAAGUGUGACGUAAGCAGUUCAUGUGGGGUGCGAGACUCACAAAGGUUUUUUCCUUCUCCAUAUAAUCUCCAUGAAGAUCUUUAUUUUCCUUUAUCCUUUUAUAGGCUGCAAAUAAAUGCCAUUAUCUUAUGUCAAGGUUGUCAAUCAUCAUAAAUCGAAAUAUUGAAUUUAAAUAUACUAAAUUCGCCUUUGCAGGAUACCAAGGUGUUACAUAAAGAAUAUACUGCAAAUGCAGUUCUACGAAAUAUUCUAGGCUUUUGACCCAUUAGCAUACAUUAUUAAAGACGUGCUCCGGAACUUUGGUGACUACUAAGUUUUUUUAAACAUCCCACUUUGGACUGGAUAUGCAGUUCAUACAUGCAUAAUCUAUGAGCAGCAUUGAUGUUUUACCGCAAUUAGCCACAAAAUCCAUAGUUUGAAAGUGACAGGGUUUUUUUAGGCUGUGCUGCGCCAUUUUUCUACAUUUUCCUCCACGUUGGCCAGCCCCCUUGAAAUUCGAGUUCAACCAAUGAGCUUCAGCACCUCUCCAUAUGAGUGACAGCUAGCGACAGGCACAUUAUGCACCUACAGCAGAGUGAGCGACAGCAAUUACGUGGUGCACAAAUCUGCACAUAUGCGAGAUUGUAUGCAAUUUUUCAGGGACCGGUUUCGGCUUGUGAAGGCUACGGUCAGAACUACUGUAAAAGUACCAGAUAAUCUCUUUAAUGCCAAUCAUUUGUGUAACUAGGACCCAUGUAAUAUUUACAUUUGGCGUGGAUUUUAUUUUGGACAAUGCACCAGAUGUGCAAACUGGUAGGGUAAGCUUUAGCCUACAUUUCAAGCCAUUCAUAAUUAACAUGGGAUUUCAUGCACUAUAAUAUAGCCUAUUCCUAAUGUCCUUCCCUAAAAAUGAUCUUCAAUGCUAUGAGUGCAUGUUUUUUUUGCAAAUGAUAGGCCAAACAGUUGCUAUUUUGGUAAUGCAACAAUGUAGCAUCUCUCAAUUUUGAAACAUUGUUGCAAACCUCAGGUAUUGGUCGAGUGCCCUCAUACUCAACUGGGAUCUGGACCCAGAAUGGGGUCAAUACGGACCCCAGGUAACCGACCUCUGGCAUCAUAUAAACACACAUAAGACAUGGAACAAUUUGUAAAAUUGCAGGAAUUGUUCUUUAAAAAAGCAAAAACAUAUUAGACCCAUGUAAAAUGUGUAGAAUUGCGGGAAAUUAGCUUUAAAACUGAACAAUUUUCUGUCUGCCAACAAGAGGGGUGUGAACAGUGUGAGCUGGGGGUUUGUUACAGUAAUCACGAUAUCCAUACGGACCUUAGCCACCUAGGAAAUUUGUGUGACCCGACCUUCUCAAAUGUUCUAGGUGGCAAAGCAUUUAUCGGCCAGUGAAAGCCGAUCAUUUUGCCCUCCCUCUCUUUUAACCCAAUGAGUCCCACCGUAUCGCCGGCACGUUUUGGACUUCUAACCCCUUUUAAACACUGCGUUCGAGCUACACCUCUGUAUUGUACGAUUGGAUUCGUUUAUUUCUUCUGCAUCCGCCGUAGAUACCAACCAUUAGUCUGUGUGAUUAACGUGGGCUGUGUUUGUGAGGCAAGGAUGGAUCCCGAAGUUGCCCGGAGCAGGAUCUUUUAUAGAGUCCGAAUGGCUUGAGCUACAAACUAUUAAAAGCUAUCUAUGAAAAUCUGAUUUCCGUCCUCGCAAUGGGAGUUAUUUUCUGUGGUUCCUUUGAUUUCCGUCUUCGCAAUGGGCUGUCUAGCUCCCGCCCAUCCUUUCUUUAGAUUGGCGGAUACACCUCCAUAAAUAAAAUAACUCCCUUGCUCGGUGGGCGAAAUGAUGAAAAACGCCACCUGCUGGAGGGAGACCGAUUUUCCGUCGAGUUGGACCUCGCCUUUCUCUUCCUCUUUGAUGAUGCUCACAAGCUACACAAGAGUCGUUAAUAACACAUGUCAAAGUCGUUACACGGAGGUGCCAAGUUUCUGCGGGUUUUCGCUCCUCCGUUGUACUUGAUUGAUGAAUUAAGGUCACUAAUUAGUAAGGAACUCACCUGGUUUUCUAGGUCUUAAUUGAAAGGAAAAAAACAAAACCCCGCAGAUAGUAGGCCCUCCAUGUUAUUAGUUUGACACUCCUGUUCUACAUAGAAGAUCAUUGGAAAUCCUCGGACAAAGUGUCUAUAAUACUGUAAUAAGCUCACAUAGUUGCUGUCACAAACUCCAAACAGUUGUUACUGACUAGUUGGAUAUUGAUUACCCAGUGAGCAAACUAUUUCUGUAGCCCACUAACUAGCAGCAUUCAUAAACAUACAUUUUUCUCAGGUUUUUGCUUUGGCUAACUUUUUAAAAUUGAAAUGUGUCAAUAAAACUCAUAAAUGGUUCUGCUUAUGUUCAGUUGUUUUGUGUUGUACUUGUAGCCCUCAUUGUCCUGAAAAGAAAAUGGUAAAACACUUAAUUGUGAGGCUAAAUAUAGUCUGGAAAUGCAGAUAAAUUAGUCAGAUUUUGACUGGGAUCUCGGGACUGAUAGGGUUAAAUACUCAGGGCUGCAGCAUUGUUACUAUGGUGAUUUCAGUGUCUCUAACCCGCCCCACACAGCUUGCUACUGUCUGUCAUUGCUUGAACUGCACCAGCGCUGUUGCUGAUUCACGCCUCGCAGUUUCAUCCAUAGCGUCUAGUCAUGGUAUUUAAUUCAUUGUCGACUCAACAGCGCUCUUGAGUGCAAUAGUCGUAAUCUUUAACAAACGCUGGACAACUUUUAAUAAGCUAAACGCCUCAAAAACAAAAAAGAUAUUCAUCAUGUCUGCAGUGUCGCGACGCAACUCAAUUGUAUCGGUCCCUAUCAAGAAUAUUGAGCGGGAGCUCAUUUGUCCGAUUUGUAAGGAGCUGUUUACGCACCCCCUCAUCUUGCCCUGUCAGCACAGUGUUUGUCACAAGUGUGUCCGAGAGCUGCUGCUGUUGAACCAUGAGGAUUCCUUCGAUGCUGGGUCUGAAUGUUCCCUCCCUGGGAGCCCAGGACCACGAUCCAGAGUGCCCUCGCCAAGCAUGGAGAGGCUGGAUAGGCUUGCAAGAUCAGCCACACUGCAGAGAAGGUCGUUUGGGAGGAGAGGUAGACGCGGGUUCCAUUUUUUGAAUAGCUGUAGUAGCUCCAUCUCCUCACCAGGAUGGAGACGUGGCUCUGUGACCCCCCGCGUUACCACUUUCCCGUGCCCAGGCUGCCAACACGAUGUGGACCUGGGUGAGCGGGGCAUGAGCAUGCUCUUCCGGAACUUCACCCUGGAGAGCAUUGUGGAGCGCUACCGGCAGGCAGCCCGCGCCGCCGUGGCCAUCAUGUGCAACAUGUGCAAGCCGCCCCAGCAGGAGGCCACCAAGAGCUGCAUGGACUGCAAGGCCAGCUACUGCAACGAGUGCUUCAAGUUCCACCACCCAUGGGGUACCCCCAAAGCCCAGCACGAGUAUGUGGGGCCCACCAUGAAUUUUAGGCCCAAGGUGCUGAUGUGUCCGGAGCAUGAGAUGGAGAAGGUCAACAUGUACUGCGAGGUGUGCCGCCGUCCAGUCUGUCACCUGUGCAAGCUGGGAGGCUCCCAUGCCAACCACAAAGUCACAUCCAUGAGCAGUGCCUACAAGAUCCUCAAGGAGAAGCUAUCAAAGAGUAUCCAUUACUUAAUCAGCAAAGAGGACCAAGUGAGGACUCAGAUUUCCCACCUGGAGGUGUUGAUCAAUGAAACUGAGGAGAAUGGCAAGGUGGCGGAGUGUGGGGCCUAUGAGCACUUUGACCGGCUGUUCCAGACCCUCCAGGAGAGGAAGUCUGAGAUGCUGAACUCCAUCGAGCAGUCGAGGACGCGGCGUCUGGAGCAGCUCAGGGGCCAGGUGGAGGAGUACCAGGGCAUGCUGGAGAACAGUGGCCUGGUGGGCUACGCCCAGGAGGUCCUCAAGGAGACAGACCAAUCCUGCUUCGUUCAGACGGCCAAGCAGCUGCACACCAGAAUUGCGAAAUCCACCGAGUCUCUGAGGACGUUCCACCCCGCGGCUGACCCCUCCUUUGAUGAGUUUGUGCUGGAAACUUCCAGAGAGGAGACUCUGCUGAAGGAGCUAUGUUUUGGGGGAGUCCCCGAGCCUCCCAUCAUUGAUCUGUCCCGUAGUCGCGUCUACAACGAGGGCUUGUUGUGCUGGCAGCUGGCUGAGGAUACCCUGGCCACAGACCACCAGGUGCUGGAGUACAGGAGGCUGGGCGCGGAGCAGGAUGAGGAGGGCGUCAGCCUCUGGCGCCUCACAGACAGGGUGUACGGCCCUAGCACAGUGGUGUGUGAUCUGGAGGCCGACAGCCUCUACUCGUUCCGAGUCCGCAGCUGCCGCAACUCCCUCUACAGCCCCUACAGCCCAGAGGUCACCUUCCACACACCACCUGCCCCAGCAUUUGGCUUCUUAUUCAACGACAAUUGCGGGUUCAGCUCGGAGCGGCUGGCGUUGAGCAAGCGCCGUGACUCUGUGGAGAGCAUGGCCGGCAUGGCGUUCCUGCUGGCUGCUGAGCGUGUGCAGACAGGCAGCUACAUGGGCCUGGACUAUAUCAUCGGUGACACGGGCAUCUCUCAGGGCAGACACUACUGGGCCUUCCGCGUGGAGCCCCACUCCUACCUGGUCAAGGUGGGCGUGGCCUCUGAUUCCAAACUGCUGGAGUGGAUCCACAACCCCCGAGACACUAGUAGCCCCAGGUACGACCACGACAGUGGCCACGACAGUGGCAGCGAGGACACGUGCUAUGAUCUGUCCCAGCCCUUCACUCUGCUCACUGUGGGCAUGGGCAAAAUGUUCCUCCCCAAAGCUUCCAUCUCUGCCGGCGGAGACCACGGCGACCACAGCAACCGGGUGCUGCCUAUGCCACAGCGUAUCGGCGUGUGCCUAGACUACGAUGCGGGCCGGGUCUACUUCUACGAUGCAGACACCAUGAGGUGCCUUUACGAGCGGCAGUUGGACUGCUCCGGUACCAUGUACCCUGCCUUUGGCCUCAUGGGUAGUGGCAAGGUCCAUCUAGAGGAGUUCAUCACAGCAAAGCGGCUGUCGUAUAUGUGAGAUUCUGGGCCUUCCACACACAGGUCUCUCCCUCUCAACACUUGCCUUUGCGUUCAUGUUGGUCUCUGCUUUCAGUCAGGUAUGUUUGUAGUGAUUUUUGUUUUUGUCUGCAGUACUUCAGCUGACUAUUAAUCCAGGUCUUUGUUUUUUUUAAUGAACACCUAUUUAUGUAUCACUACUAAGUCCAGUAAAACGUAGCCAAGAGAAACCUGAAGAGCCUUGCAGCUACGUCUAUGUGCCUUUCACAGUAAAUAGAUCAUCUAACAAAUGCUAUGAUUUGUCUAACUGUGCACAACAGCAAGGCUAGUCAUCACUUACAAGGGUGAGUGUAUGUAGGUCACAAGGACCCCUCGGUUGAGAAACAUCCCUACCAAAAAUGUGUAAUAGAAAUCGCACCUAAUCAAUGUCCUUAGUCAAGAGUCUGUCAACGCCAGUUUGUUACACUGCAUUUGAUUUGAACACAUGCUCAAAAAAUUUGCACUUUUUAUUUUUAUAGACGAGCACACUUUCUUGCACUUAAUGUCACUACCUAACCACUCUGAACACUUUCAAUGCUGAACAUAUUUAUCUGAAUCGUAACACUAAACAUUCACGUUCAGGGUGUAAUUCUAACGGUCUGUGUGCUACUCAGACCUAAAUCGUGUGUUGGUGUCAGUGGGAGACUUUUGUCGUUAAAUUACUCACGGAGAUUAGUUGUUGAUCACUAAAUUGUCACGUUAAUGAAUUUACCUUGCACUGCUGCCUCGGAUGCAGUGGUUGUUUUCUGUUUAGCACUGGGAAUGUGAAACUUCAAACACUUCCAUGUUCUCACUACACAAACUGUCCCACGGAACUCUACUACGAUGCGACUUCUUCCUGACACAUGUCAUGUUAGUGUACAGAACUUAGACAUUUGUUACGCACGUUGACGAUUGGCUCUUGAGUAUCAGCUAGGACAACAAGGUUUUAGGGCAUACCACGGGUCUGUUCAGCAGCGUUUCAGAACCUUCCGAUUUUAGAAAUAUAUUGUGUAAACCGAUCAGAUGCUUUGUCCUCUAGAAAAGGGAGUAAUUUUGUGUCUCUACAUUUUCUAUUUCUGAAUGGUUACCCCUGCUGAACAUAGCCCCGGUCCCCUCUGGCUUCUUUACAUGGGUUUUUGGACAAUAUCUGUACAUAUGUUUUGUUUUCUUGAGGGUAAGGAUAAUCUGUUUUUCUCAGGUUUGUGGCCUAUGGGCCUUGUGCUACUGGCCGAUCAGCCCUGGAAAACUAUACCUUUCUCCUCAACAGAAUUUUACUUUUCAUUGCGGCUUCCAUAAAUACAUUAGUAAUUUACUGUACCCUAAUCUCAGCCUUUUAAGAUUGUUCAUAUAUCCAAUAAUAAACUGAAAUUAACAAUUUUAAAUGUUUACCUCAAUGUACAUAUCUAGUGGCAUUAUUUUUUGGGGGGGGGGAAAUAAGUCAUAGAUCUGCAAUUUGUUUUCUAUGAGUUUGUAUGUGCUGUGACGUUUCUCAGCUUAAUCCAACUUGAGCAAUUUGGGAAAUUGGUGGAAAAUUGUAGUUGGAACUAGAUCAUGUCUGACUGAAUUUGUCAAGGGAGCAUUUUUAAAUCUGUACGCCUCCUUUUCUGUGUGUUGUGAUGUUUUAGGUCCACUUGAGUGUUGCGUAUCCUAGAAUUUGCUGCGUUAAUUGUUUUGCUUAUCUGAAUCAUGUAAGUUCAUUUUGACGAACAACAAUCUGUAGUCUUAAUUUUAAAUCCUAGCUGCUUCAGAAUUGGUGCGCAUAAUUCUCUACCAUUCCUUUUAGGACACAACACUUCUACCUGUUCCUUUUAUAAUUGACUGUUGAAACACCUUUAAAAAGUCUAUGCACUUAAUUAACAGGUUCGGGGUUUGUGUUUAUCACAGAAUGUAUUAUUUACAGAACAAAUUGAAUGUCUCGUAGGUGCGUUUUUGUUAAUUUGCUUAUCUUGGGUCAAGUCACUAGUGGCCGCAGGAGUUGUCUUUCACAGUAGAUAUUUGCUAUAGUGCUCGUCUUAUUCUAGCUACUGUACAUAUCACUGCUGAUUUUAGAAAAAGGGAAUCCUAUGGUUUUCAGUAGUAAGUUAAACCAAAUAUUCUGCAGACACUCAGUCUAAUGGUUCAAGCUAGCACUUUAAACUGUAGCAUGUAUGCUUCGGCUGUGCAGGUCUGUGUGAAUUGUUGUGCAAUAUUACGUACACUGCAGGGAAUAGACCUGUUGUAUUCUCCUAUUGUAAGUGAUGGGAUAUGUGAUGUUCGCUUUCUGUGAGUGAUGCUUUGAUGUAUAUUAAGCGUUGUUUGUCAUCAGAAUCUUGAAAUAUGUUAUUUUAUUUGCUGUUUGGGAUUUGUAUGAAAUAAACAAGUGUUUUAAACCAA